AUGGAAGGAGAGGCAGUAAGAGCUUUGAUAACUUGUCCAAUAUGUCGGAACACAAAAAGAUUCGCCAAAAAGCUGCAAUGUCAGCACUCCUUCUGUGCCACUUGUAUUGCCAACUACAUGUGUUCCUUCACAGGCAAGUCAUCGUUCCCUUGUCCUGUCUGUCAGUAUGAUAACACAGGUGAAGACGAUGUCGUAGAUAUCACAGAUUCCUUCCAACUGCCCGAGGAUGUGUUCAUUCAGAAACUUUGUGAUGGUGUCAAUCAACCGGCAUCGGAGACCAGAACUACUCAUCAGUUGGAAUGUUCGAUACAUCCGGGUAUAACAGCACCAUAUCUCUGUAUGCAGUGUGCUGUAGGCCUAUGUGGAGACUGUCGCUUUGAACAUCAACCAAAUGCGAACUGUCAGGUACUAGACAUUCAGGGUAAUCCAGAUACACUACAACAGGUUGAUGCGCAGAAAAAUGAGACAUUAAAAUAUUUGUUGGGUCAAGUAACAGUGGAGUUGUGCAGUAUUGAGUCUGCGUUGCAACCCAAGGAACGGGUUUUAGUCACGUCCAAAGAAGAGACUAAGGAAAAGGUACACGCAUAUUAUGCGGAACUUCUGGAGAAAGUGACACACUACCUACAAGAGCAGGAGCAAAAAGCUCUAUCCCACUUGGACGACCUCAUUAAAAAAGAAACACACUACAUUCUCCAGCGUCUUAUUGUUACAUCGUCACUGCUGGCAUCACUCCAACAGCGUAAGGAUAUCCUCGCAGAUAUUGUCAAAAACACCGGCGAUGUUCUUUCACAUGCAGACAGUGUGAGCAUGAAGACACACAUGAUGAAUAACAUCACAGAUUAUAAGUCAAUUAUGCAAGAUUUAUCUAGCGCCUCCACAAAAGAUUUGGACCUGAGGUUCAUGAUUAACACGGACCUCGAAGAUAUGUUGACAGAGUGUGACUUGGUGAAGAUUGAACUUUUAAAUAGCUGCCAUUCCAUCCCCAUUCCAGCCGUAUUUGAAAAUCCAGUUGUUUCCCAUUCGGGAAGCCAAAGUUCAUCACGUGAUCAAAGAAACAGAGUGUCCAGUACAGAAGAUCAACAGAGAAACCAUGUUGAAAAUCAGUCUGAUUUAAGAGAACGCACAAGGCGGUCUGAUAAUAACAGGUCUCCUGGUAUUACACAGACAGAGAGGCGAGGAAGGACUCGAGGAUUGUCGCCAUAUUCUGGGGAUAGACAUCAUUCAGAAAACAGAGGGUUGAAACCUCCUUCCCGAGGUUUUCAGUCCCGUUCAAAAAGUCCACGAAAAAUUCCGAGUGAUAUUGGUCCACCUCCUCCGUAUUCCCCAGAUCUAGUAGAAAUAGAUGUCCCAGCACCAAGGCGAUAUCGCAGGCCAAAACCAUCAGCACCACCACUGCCAGGUCUACAAACAUCAGUAAGACCAUUCAGGAGACCCCCACCUGUUGCUAUGACAAUCCCGAAAGUGGGUGUUCUAGUUCCACAGGAAAGAGUCAUGUCACAAAUCACACAGAAAAUAAGCAAUGUACAGUAUCAGUCCAUGUUGGAUUCCAAGGCAGAAGGCGACUCACGAACGCCAAGAAUUAUCGGUAUUGCGGUUAUUGGACGUAGAUUUAUACUUGCAGAUAAAUGGAACAAUAAUCUAAAGGUAAUUACAAAAGACAAUCGUCGAAUUGAGCAAGUAGUGGCAUGUCAAUCCUUCCAGCCAUGGGAUAUCACCUCUUACUCUGUCGGUCGCUGUGUUGUUGCUGCACCCAAAGAGAAAAUCCUAGCAUUCAUAGGACGUGGUCGAAGCUCUUCACAGAUACAGGUGGUUGGUAAACUAAACGUGGCAGCAAGUUAUGCUAGUAUAACCUAUUUUGCCAGAGACGACAAUUUUAUUUGUGGAAUUUGUCCUCCAUAUGGAGGACCAAGUAUCGACAUUUUAACCACAACUGGUGUUGUAUUACGGUCCUUCCAGAGCGAUUCUUUUGGAAAACCAUUAUUUACAUAUCCACGGAACAUAUCAGUGACAGACGAUGGGACCAUGGUCGUGUGUGAUCUAGACACACGUAGUGUCAUCCUCGUCAACGCUGAUAACGGUAUGUACAAAAUGUUUUCCGGAAACGAGCAAGUACAACUACAGGAUCCACAGUGUGUUGAGGUCCUGGAAUCUCAUCAACUCGUCCUAGUCCUUAAUUCAAAAUUCCGGAAGCUAAUCGCACUUUCCUUUUCUGGUGACGUCAUUCAGCAGGUGGACGAUGUACCCCUUCUUGAUAAUGCACGACGGUUGGUGACGUAUGGAAAUAACCUGGUGUUCGUCCAUCAGGAUGGGGCAGUCGCAUUUUACACUUUUGAAUAA
Ylistrum balloti is the source of this 2337-nucleotide messenger RNA. RefSeq names its product RING finger protein nhl-1-like. Gene Ontology annotation, molecular function: ubiquitin protein ligase activity; zinc ion binding. The record is from RefSeq and is a predicted model, not a curated record. The coding region runs from base 1 to 2337 and encodes 778 amino acids. The transcript has a single exon. Gene Ontology annotation, biological process: protein polyubiquitination; proteasome-mediated ubiquitin-dependent protein catabolic process. NCBI's taxonomy places the organism in Eukaryota, Metazoa, Mollusca, Bivalvia, Pectinida, Pectinidae.